CUUGUGAGGUUAUAUCGAUGCGGUAUUGUAUUUUGAUUUUUAUAGGGGUUAUGAAGGUAUCGAAAAAUACCGGUAUAAGUCCCUGGUUGUAAAAAAAACAUAAUUUUCAGUCCAGAUGGAAAGCUCGAUAUUCAAACUUCCGUGAUUCUUUCAGUAUUAAAAAUUACGUAAAAUUUUGUUACCACUAAGGAAAUACGAAAUCAUUCGUGUUACUGUGCCUUAACCAUCACGGUGCUCGUAAAUAAGUUAAAAAUGUCGAAAAUAAAUUUAUGACAAGUGUAUUCAACAACCUGAUUCAUUACUUUUGUUGAAAUAUACAUGAUACUAUGGACACCAAUAACGGCGACGAUGAGGAUGAAGAUAUUGUCAUACAAGGUAGUUCAUUGUAUGAACAUUUACAUAAUUUAGGUUACACAGAUUUUGAGAGUGUAACCAUACCCAAAUCGACGCCUAAGAACGAAGAAAAAAGUUUCAGAUUUAUUGAUUUUAUACAUUCUGCAAAAAAUGUUUUUAAGAAACUGUUCGUUGUAUGCUUGAGAAUAAUUCAGGUAAAGGAUGAUAACAUAUCCAAGAAACAAGUAGGAACCAUUUUAACCGCAAAGGUUCUUUUAAAUGAUCAUGCAUGUAUAAUACACGAUUACUUUGACAAAUACAAUUGUAGAUCAUGGAGGACUAUGCUAUUGAAAUUUUUUUUAUUAGGUGCAGCUUUAUCGCCUUCGUUGUAUAUUCCGUUCGGUACACGAUAUAGAAAUUCAACAAAUUUAUUUGCGCUAUUUACAUUGUUUUAUGUCAGUUACGUCGAAUAUUCGAGAGUACACGCGCACAGAAAUUUGAAAUCUGUUGUCUCCUUGCAAAACGAUUUAUUCGAACUUUAUAAGAAAGGGCUUAAAAUUUUAAAGUAUGGAUAUAAGAUGAAGUUGAACAGAAGGAAAUGUUCUCAGCAAUUUAACGAUCUUACAGCCAGUAGACUUAAUUAUUUGCAACCCAUAAUGGAAAAUUUAGUGAAAUGUUUGGAGCACUCUUCGUACACAUAUUAUCGUGUCUCUCUAAUUCUUGCGAAGUUAUUACCGAUAAAUGUGAUCGAAGAAGAUUUAUUAACGAGAUUUGAGAUCGAGUCGUUUGAAAUACGGGGUGAAAUAAAUUAUCAAAAAUUGAAGAAUUUAUAUGAUACUUAUAUUCUUACACAAUCAGAAAUGUUGCAUUUGCUAGCUAUUGGAUACGAUAGCCAUACUUGGCAAAAAUCGUACAGCAAGAUUCCUGAAUUGAAACUAGCUUACAUAAUUAAUUUUUUACUGAAAUAUUUGACAAUGUAUAAGAACAAAUUGUUGAAAAUCAUCGAUGCCUAUUACGCUUUUAAAAUAGAACCAACAAUGUAUAGGUACAGAGGAUCGACUGUGUCGCAUUGGCAAGACUUGUACAUGCAUUUGUAUUUAGCUUCCAAUAAGUUGCAACUAGCUUACGGUCACAUAUUAUCGAUACUCCAUGAUAUCGAUAAUAACGUUAUCGAAACCGUGGCGCACGAAAAUUUUAUAGAAAGUACAAUGCAAAGGCUGAACGAAAUGAAGAAAGAUAUUGAGACUGCAAAAGAUUUUGUUGAAUUCAGUAGUAUAUUCCUUGUAAAAACGCGGACCGAUAAUCAUGCAAAUAAUUAUUCGGAGAUAAAUGUGUUAACGCCAGUUGCGAAUGUCGAUAUGCCUAUUGUGCAUGAUUCAGAGCCAGAAAUUAUGGACGAAGUAUUCGAAGAGUACAUUAAGGAAGAAUACCUGAAACCUUUGAGCGAAGAAUGUGACGAGAUGUCGUAUAGUUAUAAACGGGACAAAUCAUUGUUUAAGAAUUUUAUGACCGAAUUAAAAGAUGCUUUGAAAGACAAGCAAAAGUCUAUGUCCGAAAGGGAAUUAAAAGCACUUGAAAGAAUGCGUAAAAAUAUAGUAAAUGAAGCUAAUUCAACACCUCCGCCAAUGCCUUCGUUUAAAUCACUUGGAACGAUGGAACUGGAACAAGUUGAUCAAACUUGUAACGAUAAAGUUAACACGCAGAAUAGACUGUCCGAAGAAUCGAAAAUUGUUGAACCAAUGCUCGAAAACAAACAGAAUUUGGAAAAAAGUGAUCUAUGCAAUUCUUUCGACGAUGAUAAAUCUCCAAUUCCCGCAAUACCUCUGCAAAAAAAUACAGGAUUUUCCUUGAUUCUCCCGCCGCCAUUUUUAAAAGCUAGCGAAGAAACGUUUGCAGGCAGUGGUGAAAACUCUGAAGAAGAAAUUAUUGAAACGGAGAAUGAAAACUAACGAGACAAUAGGUAUUUAUUAUGUAAAUAAUUUUUUAAAAGAAAUCAAGUACUUCGGUUGAAAAAUAACAAAGGUAAACAAAAUUCUUAAUGGGGACAUUGGUUUAUAUUAAUUGGAUUUGAUGUAAUAAUAUAUAUAUACAUUUGUAGUUUGUUCUAAACCUGUAUUUCCUUUGCUUACAAAACUAAGUAUUGGUUCAAGUAAUUUAUUCAUGAUUAUUUA
Molecule: messenger RNA, 2504 nt
Organism: Colletes gigas
Lineage: Eukaryota; Metazoa; Arthropoda; Insecta; Hymenoptera; Colletidae
Exons: 9
Coding region: 327-2282 (651 amino acids)
Source: RefSeq, a predicted model, not a curated record